Molecule: messenger RNA, 248 nt
Organism: Monoraphidium neglectum
Lineage: Eukaryota; Viridiplantae; Chlorophyta; Chlorophyceae; Sphaeropleales; Selenastraceae
Exons: 1
Source: RefSeq, a predicted model, not a curated record
GCAAGUCCUUCUACACCUGCAAGCGCCCCGACGGCCCCCCGGGCGUCGGGCGCUGCAACUACUUCCUUUGGGCGGACGAGUGGGACCCCAAAACAGGGACGGCCAGGAGGGGCGCGGCGAGCUGGCGGCAGGGGGCGGGCGGCCGCGGCGGCGGCGGCGGCGGCGGCGGCGGCGCGGGGCCGCCUGGUCCAAGUGGCCGUGGCGGCGGCGGCAGCUCUCACCCUGCCAAAAAGUUCAAGGCCGGCUGA